AUGACUUCUCGGGCUCUUGAGGAUAGAUUUCCUGCGCGUCCUGGUGACACUCGUCUUAAUGAUAGAUACAAAAUCGUACGGAAGGUGGGAACGGGCGUGUUUUCCGACACAUGGCUUGUCCAGGACGAGAAGCCCGACAUCGGUAAAUAUCACGCCGCGAAGAUCCUCACGAGAGAUGCGACGCGACGACACGAAUCAGGAGAGUCUCAAGAGCUGCAGUUUUUGAAGAAGAUCGCAGAAUGCGAAGACAUAGACGGCUUGCCCGUCCUCCGCGACGAUUUUGUGAUCUCUGGUCCUCGCGGGGACCAUAUGUGCUUCAUAAUGGAUCUGCUGAGCACGAACGUGUCUUCGCUACGUCUCCAGUCGCCCACCAAAUCCCUACCUUCUUAUCUCGUCAAGAAUAUCAUAUCCCUCACGCUCCAAGGGCUAAUGCAACUGCAUAGUCUCGAUAUAAUACACACAGAUGUUAAAACAGAUAAUAUCAUGGUCGGAGGUGUCGGCGACGACGCCCGUAUCGAAACAUUCUUGACCAGUGAACCUGUUGCUGUCGAAGGCGAGUUCGAACUGGACGGGGAGAAAUACCCUCUAUGCCGGCCGCAGCCCAUCCCACAUCAGUUCAGCUGGAAUUCGAGCCCUCACCACGCUGAGAUAAUCACAAUUACCCUGAUUGGUCUUGGCCAAGCUCAGUGGGCCGGCAAACAGCCGACGGUGGACCAGUUCAGCGCACCCUCCCUUCGUGCUCCCGAGAUCAUCUUGCAAUCGAGUUUUGGUCCAAAGCUCGACAUCUGGUCGAUAGGCUGUAUUACCUUCGAGCUCCUCACCGGCCGCUGGCUCUUCAAUCCAGAAGAGGGCGAAGACUGGACUGUCGAAGACGACCACCUCGCGAAAAUGAUGGAGCUCACCGGGGAGAGCUUUACGCCCGAGGUCCUUCAGCAUGCUCGAAGACGGCAAGACUUCUUCGACGACAGCGGCAAACUCCUUCGAAUCAGUGAAGUGUUCCCUGGAAGUUUGGAAUCAGCAUUGGGGAACUACAAGAUAUUGGACGAGAAGGAUAUAAAGCCCGCGGCGGAGUUCAUUCGCUCGUGUCUGCAUCUAGAUCCUUCCAAGAGGCCUUCCGCCGAGGAGCUACAGCUGGCCCCUUGGCUGGAGGACGCGUUUCAUUGCUGA
Messenger RNA from Sparassis crispa, 1167 nucleotides. RefSeq lists its product as hypothetical. Bases 1 to 1167 code for a protein of 388 amino acids. The record is from RefSeq and is a predicted model, not a curated record. Gene Ontology annotation, molecular function: ATP binding; protein kinase activity. Gene Ontology annotation, biological process: regulation of mRNA processing; spliceosomal complex assembly; protein phosphorylation. NCBI's taxonomy places the organism in Eukaryota, Fungi, Basidiomycota, Agaricomycetes, Polyporales, Sparassidaceae. The transcript has 6 exons.